AUGUCUGAUUCUCUGUUCGGGCAGCCUGCUCUCUACCAAUUGGUGGAAAAAACGAACAAAUCUGACGAAGAGAAAAAGUGCUACGUCGAUACCACAAAGAACGAUAUCCGUAAGAUGGUCGCUGAUCUGCCGAUGGACAAGAAAUUCAAGAUUUCAAUCGACGAUUUCUGUCACACACCCAUUCUCUCUGACGAGCUUUUCAAGAUCAUGGAUAAGAACGAUGACGGGAUGAUCUCUAAGGGCGAGCUGAAGCUGGCUAAGAAGCACAUGUCGAUGAAGGAGAUUGAUGAGAUCAUCAAGGAGGUGGACGCUAACAGCGACGGGAAGCUGUCCUACGAGGAGAUGAAGAUGAUCUGCGCGAAGGUUGCGCUCAAGUCGGAGAGGAGAAGGAACCGAAACAAUUAAAAAUUUUAAAAUCAUUAAUUAAUUAUUUUUUUCCCCGCAAGUUGUAAAUUUAUUCUUUCUGCUUCACUGAGAACUAGAAAUUUCUGGAAUAAGAAAAAGGCUUUUAGACGAAAUUCCUGACUUUAAAUAUUGAAAUUAACAUGAGAUACAGAAAUUGUGCAAUGUAAACAGACCCAUUUUACUCAAUAAAUGGUUUUUGAUGACGUCGUCCUAUUCCACGGGUUUCUGGGUCUUACUGUAAGUUUAUCAAUUCUCUAUUUUAAUAACUUUUUUUUAUAAAAGUAAAGAAAAUAUAAAUAGUAAUAGUUUGAAUCAAAAUACACUUAACAUUAAAUAAUGAAUUCAAGUAUACUGUUUAGGUCAGUUUGUAGACUACAGUUAUAGACCCGUAAAAGUGUGGAUUACAAAGACGACUUUACAGCUGCAGUAGUUUCAUCAGUAGCUUUAACAUCAAGAUUAAAUGGGUCUGUGUACGCUGCACAAUUACUGUGUUUCAUGCUCGUUGGACAGUUUUAAAUCAUAACUUCGUCUU
Eurytemora carolleeae is the source of this 937-nucleotide messenger RNA. RefSeq names its product calmodulin-like protein. Bases 1 to 405 code for a protein of 134 amino acids. Gene Ontology annotation, molecular function: calcium ion binding. NCBI's taxonomy places the organism in Eukaryota, Metazoa, Arthropoda, Copepoda, Calanoida, Temoridae. The record is from RefSeq and is a predicted model, not a curated record. The transcript has 2 exons.